CCAUUCAGUUUGAAUUUCGAAACGGUUGUUAACGGCCUAUUUUCCAGCAGUAUUUGCUAAAGAUAACUCUGUUUACUCAUUUUAAUUCGUUAUAUUUAUCUAAACAGUAACAGUUAGUUUGUAUUCAUCCUUUCAUCAAUCUAGGGAGUUUAAAGAUGGAUCCAAAUGUACUAAAAAUGAUCGAAAGAUCGCGGGCUCGAAGCUCAGCCAAGAAAGGUGGAACACGGAUCGAUCCAAUGGGUAAACUCAGCCCUCGAAAGAUCGACACGGAACCUAGAAGCCCUCUGAAACCCAGGAAUUUUGACGGAUUGUCCCCGAUUAAGGGAAGCCCUAAGAAGGCGGAGCUCCCCGCCUCUCCGUCUGAUACCAUUAAACGUCUUCUGUCUCGAGAGAGCUUAGAAACUAGCGUCAAGGAUUUACUGGCCAGAGACAGUCCUGGAAAAACAAUUAAAACACACACUUACUCCUCCACCACCUCCAGCCCCUCCAGAACCACCAUCACCAAGACCGUGGUCACCGAGACUGAGGAGAGGUAUGAGAAGAAGGAAACUAUAUCCGUCUCUGGGAACAAGAAGUUCCUUCAAGAGUUUGACAACGGUAAGGUCGAGGACCAACUUAAGAAGGUUGAGUCAGCGUUCAACGAGACCCGGAGAAUUGAACCCCAAUCCAAACCAUACAGUGGAAAGAAUAAUUCAACCCCAGGAAAGGAAACUGAAACUCUGCCAGAAGAUACAGAUUAUUUCGCUGCCCGCAAAGCUCGUCUAGCCAACCUUGCGAACAAAUUUAAGGCAAUGGACGAACAAAGUCCAAUCCGUAGUCCAGUCCGCAGCACUAGCCCAGAGAAUACUAGGACCAGAAGUCCGAUUAGAACCAUACCUGUAAAUUCUGAAAAAGAUGAUUCUCCGGCUGGCCCAAUGCGUCCUGCUUUCAACAGAUCGGUUUCUCCUUCUAAAAUCGUGACAAACGUGACUGCUAGACCAUACGUAUCUCCAACUAAGUCUUCCGCUGUAUCUCCCGUUAAAGCUCCUUCACCUGACAAACCCAGCGCUUACAAAUACAAGAAACCUGAGGAUGAAUCAUUUAUCAGUAGUCUGAAAGCUCAAGGAUUUACGGAAACUGAGUCUGCUUCGCGUCUUGUUUAUGAUUUCCAAGAGAGACAGAGAUCUCCGUCUCCGGCCAAAUCUCCGGUUAGACAGAUUUAUGCUAGACAAGAUAAACAAGAUGAGACAAGAGGCAGCGUUCAUGAGGCAAAAUCUAAGUUUGAGCAAGCAAAAGGACGAACUUCAGAGACAAGAGGACGAGCCCCUGUCAAGACGACAGUUUUGAGUAGUCCAACCAAGACUGCUGUAUCAGCAACCAGAUCUGUAUCCCCCAGUAAACCUCAUCCUCUCCAGUUCGUUUCUCCCCAGGUAGCAGCUCAAGCAGCAGCAGCAGCAUCUAGUAUACCUCCUCCUCCGCCUAAACCUUCCAGAACAUUCGACUCCAAUCCGGCCCCUGUCACCAAGUCUUGGAUAACCAAGGCUAAGGUUGACGACAAGAUGUCGGACGCAAAAUCCGAUGAUCGUUGCGACACCCCUGUGCGCAAAACAAUGAGCGAAAAGAGACACAUGUUCGAAAACCAAACCCCGGAAGUUGAACCUGUUGAUCCCGCCAUGAUGUCGAUGUCGGACCGGAAGAAGUUGUUUGAGAAGAAUCGAUCCAUACCGACCCCGAUCGCAAGGUUUGGAGAAUCUGUGACCCCUGCGAUGUUAUCUAAAGCUAGGCCUGUAGUGGAGACGAUGACCCCGGCAGAGGCCUGGAAGAGGAAAAGAGAAUUCUCUCCGGUUAAGAAUCAACCUCCAGCUAAGAAGCAGAGUCCUGAGAGUUAUGUUAACUCUGGCGCUAAAACUAAGCUGGUUCAGGACACCAGGAGACCAAACCCUGAUCCAUCUCCUGCAACCCCACAGGCAGGACGAAAGGCUACAGAGAUUCACAAGAAACUGUUUGAGAAGAAGGACUGGAGAGAGAAUGAUAUUGCCAGGAAGGUUCAGGAGGAUAAACAGAAGGAGAUGGAACUUCUCCUUAACAGAUAUAAUCAUCUGAAAUCUAGCGCAGACGGUGAAACUUCGUCACCUGCUCCUAAGCCUGCUCCCAAAACAGCGCCUAAGCCACAAAAGAACAAGGAGUCGCCUGAGAAGUACUACCCCGGACUCAGCUCUUUAAAGAAGAUUAAAGUCUCCCCUCCUAAGGCUGGAGGUCUCUACCCUGAGCUGGCCUACGAGUCUGAUACAAUGUCCUCGAGGUCAGAAUCCGUCAUGUCCUCCGACACUCUCAACUCAAGCUUCGAGAGUAUUGGAACAAUCACAAGUGAAGCAUCAAGCCUCGGCGGAGCAAUUAUCUCGGCUUCGAGGAAGUCGGUUGUUCCUGAUUUGAAAACUAUUCCUGAGAGUAAUGAUAGCAUGAAUACCGAGGAUGGAGAUGAUAUAUCAGAAUCAGGAGUUAUGGAUGAGAUUGAUGAUAUACUAGAGGAAGCUAUGGAUGAUUCUAACUAUGAAGGAAGUGUUGAUUAUUCUCCUCAUAAACCUAAAGGAUCCAGCAGUAGCUCCGGGUCCAGUAAUGUAGGACGAAGUGAAUCGACAACCAGCUGGGAGUUCCAUACUCCACAAGCAAAACAACCUCAGAGGGAGGAUAACUCUAGGUUUAAGACUCCUCUAGUUCUGGCUAGGGACUCCCCUAAUAAGGAGCCAAGGGUACAAAUAGAAGGAGCUGAAGGACCUAUGCUGCAUACUGUCAGUUUCUACAGGAAGCAAAGACCUGCAAAUCCUCCUGUACAGCGUAUAGUACUGAACCCAGUACUAGAACAAACUGUAGUAGCUGCUGAGAGUCCUAGGAGAACUAUUUCACAGAAAAUCAAGGUUCUACAAGAAGAGGCACAAAGCCAGAUGUCAGUGAUCUCACAGGCGAGCAGUGCUCUAAACCUUUGUCGGUCAACUAAGGAGUUCUUCGGUUCAUCAGAACAGGUUGAGGGAGAAAGAUUACUCCUGGUUGCUACGCAUAAGAGAACUGCUGCACUAAAUGAGAUCAGCAAACUAAAGACCGAAGGAGGACUCGGAGUACAGGAGGAUGAGGACACUAAUGUUCGUGGUACAGUCAGUCUUAACAGUAUAUCUCUUGGACUCAAAAAGGAUUUCGUAAAUCAGCUGAGAUCCGGCGACGCUGACGAUUUCGUCCACUACUUCCUUUGCCUGGUGAAGUGCGCCGGCCAAGUUAUUCCGACGAUGAUGGUUUCUACCUUGGACGGAUUGGACGGGAAGACUCUUGAUUUCCCGAACUUGAUCAAGUUGACUGAUCUACCGAAGAAUUUUGUAAUUCAGCUCGAGGUUUACGGUCUCCAGACUAAACGAGAGAUACUGGACCAUGAUGCAAAGUAUCAUAUUAAGAAGGAGAAAUCUGUCUUCAGUUUAACCCCUAAACUGAAACUAAACAAGGAAUCAAGGUUGACCCGUCCAGAGAUGUGUUCCCCUGGAGGUCCCCAGGCGGUCAGGACCUCUAGCUUUGCUAUGGUCGGCAAUACAAUCAUAACAAUAGAAAACCUUAAGAGGAAGGAUUGGGUACUGGAGAGUGUACCCCAUAUCUCCCCUCUAGAUGGAGCUAUGAGGUUCCAAUUAAACUGCCAUAGUGAAAGUCAGGUUGCGUACAGAGGAUUCCUGACAAUGUUUGACGAUGUUUCUGGAUUCGGAGCCUGGCACAGGAGAUGGUUUGUACUGGACGGGAACAGAUUGUCCUACUGGAAGUACCCGGAGAACCAGAAUACACAGGAACCUAUUGGAACUAUUGAUCUCGGCGGAUGUAUCACUCAAUCUGUAACUAUUGCUCCAAGAGAGAUAUGUUCCCGUAUGCACACCUUUCUCCUGGAGAGCCGGCGUCCUGCCCGAACCUCUGAUCGUGAGAGUUUAGUUUUAGUGAGACAAGGAACCUGGACAAUUAUCAGACACCUCCUGUCCUCUGACUCCAGGGAGGAGAGGUUAACCUGGUGCAGUAUACUGAACCAGGCUCUAGACAACCUCAGGGCUUGGGAUCCUCAAUCUAAAUACAGAACUGGCUCAGUGUCAAGCACUGACUCAAUGUCAGGCGCUAGCUCUACAUCAACUGAAAUCUGGUGAUCUUAAACGAUCAUUAUGAUGAUCUAGUUCUACAUCGGCUGAGAUCUGGCGAUCAUUUGAUAAAGAUCUACUUUCAUCAACUAUCCUUACGAUCAUCUUGUUCUCUGACAGAUAUCUGGUGAUCAUCAUACCGCUCAUCACCCUACAAUAAUCUCUUCGAAAUUAUUUCUAGUUCAGUAACUUCAGUCAGACCAAGAAAAUCUUCAGAUUUAGA
This is a messenger RNA of Eurytemora carolleeae, 4356 nucleotides long. Its product is annotated as anillin. Gene Ontology annotation, cellular component: actomyosin contractile ring. The transcript has 22 exons. Gene Ontology annotation, biological process: actomyosin contractile ring assembly; septin ring organization; mitotic cytokinesis. The coding region runs from base 156 to 4142 and encodes 1328 amino acids. The record is from RefSeq and is a predicted model, not a curated record. Lineage: Eukaryota; Metazoa; Arthropoda; Copepoda; Calanoida; Temoridae.